This is a messenger RNA of Myotis myotis, 3248 nucleotides long. It is a transcript of the gene AP3M1, whose product is annotated as adaptor related protein complex 3 subunit mu 1. The transcript has 9 exons. Gene Ontology annotation, biological process: endocytosis; intracellular protein transport. The record is from RefSeq and is a predicted model, not a curated record. Gene Ontology annotation, cellular component: cytoplasmic vesicle; clathrin adaptor complex. Bases 672 to 1928 code for a protein of 418 amino acids. Lineage: Eukaryota; Metazoa; Chordata; Mammalia; Chiroptera; Vespertilionidae.
AAACGGGGGCGUAGGCUGACGAUCCUGGCUUGCGGGAGCGUCUCCCGCGCUGCGGGCCGGGGCCGCGAUCUCCCUCCUGGCCUUCCGGGCUUUCUUGCCAGCCGGGCCGGAAGGGACGGUGCCCCUACAGCCCUGUGUUCGCAGGCUCCAGGCCCGAGCGGUUCAGGCUCAUUGGGGUCCCCCUUCCGUCCUCCGGCGCGGGAAGAAGGUCUUGUCACCCACCGUGAGCUGGAGUACCGACGACUCGGACCUCAGCCCCAGGCUUCUGCUUAGGAGAACCAAACCCGGGACAGACCUGAGCGCACAUCCUGUUAGGAUAGAGGGUGGCGCCUGGAGGCGCCAGGUGCGGGGAAUACAGUGAGGAGGGUGUUGCCGCCCCGAAGACUGACAGGUGGUGGGAACCUAAGCAGGAGGUGGCGAGGAGUACGCGAGAGCGAUGGCCAGUGUGGCUGCUCGCACUUGGUAGAUGGGGCUUGGAUCUGGAGCCGAAGCUGAGAGCGUACGUGGUUAAGAAGGUGGUGCCUCGAUAAAAUCGGGAGCCCUCGCGCGAGGAGGAGGAAUUUUGUGGAACUUGGGAUGUAUCGGGUUUGCGACGGUGGUUUAGGCAGGGAUGGUAGAAGGAUAACAGGAAGAAAGCAUGGGGAGUGAGCCGGAAGGAGACGUCCAAGAAAAUGAUCCACAGUCUAUUUCUCAUAAACUGUUCCGGUGACAUAUUUCUAGAGAAGCACUGGAAGAGUGUUGUGAGCCAAUCUGUCUGUGAUUACUUCUUUGAAGCUCAAGAGAAAGCUGCUGAUGUUGAAAAUGUACCACCUGUCAUUUCAACACCUCACCACUACCUCAUCAGUAUCUAUAGGGAUAAGCUCUUCUUUGUGUCUGUCAUACAGACUGAAGUGCCACCUCUCUUUGUAAUUGAAUUCCUACAUCGAGUUGCUGACACUUUUCAGGACUACUUUGGUGAGUGUUCAGAGGCUGCAAUUAAGGAUAAUGUGGUCAUAGUGUAUGAGCUCUUGGAAGAAAUGUUAGACAAUGGAUUUCCACUGGCUACUGAAUCUAAUAUUUUGAAAGAACUGAUUAAACCACCAACAAUUCUCCGUUCUGUCGUCAACUCUAUUACAGGCAGUAGUAAUGUUGGGGACACACUCCCCACUGGGCAGCUGUCCAACAUCCCAUGGCGCCGGGCAGGAGUAAAGUACACAAAUAAUGAAGCCUAUUUUGAUGUCGUUGAAGAAAUAGAUGCAAUUAUAGAUAAAUCAGGAUCUACAGUCUUUGCAGAAAUUCAGGGGGUCAUUGAUGCUUGCAUUAAGUUAUCCGGAAUGCCUGACCUUUCCCUUUCUUUCAUGAACCCCAGGCUGCUAGAUGAUGUCAGCUUCCACCCCUGCAUCCGGUUCAAACGUUGGGAAUCUGAAAGAGUUUUGUCAUUUAUUCCUCCAGAUGGAAAUUUCCGACUCAUAUCAUAUCGGGUCAGCUCACAAAAUCUAGUGGCAAUACCAGUGUAUGUGAAACAUAGCAUCAGCUUUAAGGAGAACAGUUCUUGUGGCAGAUUUGAUAUUACAAUUGGACCAAAGCAGAAUAUGGGAAAAACUAUUGAAGGAAUCACAGUGACAGUUCACAUGCCAAAAGUUGUGCUGAAUAUGAACCUGACGCCGACACAAGGCAGCUAUACAUUUGAUCCAGUUACCAAGGUACUAACAUGGGAUGUGGGGAAAAUUACUCCACAAAAGCUCCCAAGUCUUAAAGGACUGGUGAAUUUACAGUCUGGAGCACCCAAGCCAGAAGAAAAUCCAAGCCUCAACAUACAGUUCAAGAUCCAGCAGCUUGCUAUUUCAGGCUUAAAAGUAAACCGCUUGGACAUGUAUGGGGAGAAAUACAAGCCAUUUAAAGGAGUCAAAUACGUCACAAAAGCUGGAAAGUUCCAAGUGAGGACAUGAGAAGAGGCCAAAAUCCUUCAAGAUCUGUUUGUUUUCUCAGUGUCAUUAUAGUUUAUUACUAUGAGGUACCAAGUGGGUGGGAAUACUUAUUCUAGUUAAAGCAUUUGUGUGAGCUACACGCCGCUAACAGAGUUGCUUAGUGCUCCAUGUAGGGUUCUUAAGGAGCUUUAAGCUAAGGUAAUUUUUUAAUAACUUAGCUUGUUUUGUAUCUCUUACUUAGGAAGAUUUUGGGGGUGAUUUUCUCCAUAGGGGGCACCAGCUGGAGGUUGCACAUUGUAACAGUAAAGGCAGAAGGCUACAGUGAUAACCUCUCUCCUAAAACAAGUGAACUGAUCUCAGCCAGCAGCUGUCUUCAUCUGUAAUGUGAUGUGUCAAGUGCAGCCAAAUAUCACACCUGAUCUUAGCCAUCCCAAAUCAGCAUCUGUUCCAAGAGGAAAUUCCCUCCACCCCAAGAAGUUUACAAAAAAAACUGCCUCUUCAAGUGUUUGCCUUAUUCAGCUUUUCACUUGUGCCAUUAAGCAAGCACUGUAGCAGAAGCCACCUCCACAUGCCCUGGCAAGGAGCACUGCUGCUCCACGCUCCAUUCUCACUGUACUUGGUAUUGUAUUUUUUAUAAAUAAGAUUUCUAUGUAAAGCGCAGAUUUUAAUUUACAGAGACCUUGCUGCAGUAAGUACCAUCUCAGUUUUGCACCAUUGGUUUAGCUGUUAGCACAGUAAAAAUCAUUUGUAUGAAAGGGGCAAAUGCUUUAUUAAGGUAAUAUAAGGGAACACUACUGCUUUUAGGAAAUUAUUGCAAGCACAAGUGUUUGAGAUUUUAAAUAAAUUAAAGUAGUAAAAUAAGAAUGUAAGUGAACCUUUGCCAUCUUCAUGUUUUAUAAAGCUUAUCCAACACCAAUUAAACCAUAGUUAGCCUAAAGGCCUCAUGCUGUAGAUCAGCAAAAGGAGGAAAAUAUGCCUGCCUCACUAUGGUCUUUCAUCUUUUUAUUUUUACUUUUUUUAUUUAUUGAAGUGACAUUGGUUAAUAAAUUUAUAUAGGUUUCAGGUGCACAAUUCUAUAAUUACAUCAUCUGUAUAUUGUAUAUUGUAUUGUAUGUUCAUCACCCCAAGUCACAUCUCCUUCCAUCACCAUUUAUUCCCUCUAAACCUUCUUCUUCCUUCCCACACCCCCCUUUCCCUUUGGAAAUAACCAUACUGUUGUCUGUGUCUAUGUGUUGUUGUUCUUAAAGGGUUGAAUUUGCCUGUGUCCCUUGUCUUCAAGGGGAACUCCCUUUUCAUAUUGUGUGUUUCUCAAAGCUAUAGUAAAUAGCUUCCGUCCUGAAA